UGUCACGUGAUCAACUGUAGUUCAAAAUGGAAGCCGUUUCACGAGCUAUUAAAGUUCAGCUCCCAAACUAUCUCAAAUCUCUGCCAGUGCCUUCCACAUUUGGUGGAUUUUUAAAGCUCACGAGGAAGGAGUGGGUGCGGCUUGCACCACUGCUGGUGGCAGAAUCGCUGCUGUUGUAUCUCGUGAUCUCAUGGCUGUUGCGCUUAUUUUCGAAGCCCGCUGCGAAGAAGGAGGCGCACCCAGACUGGAUCAACAAAACACUGCAAAAGGAUAAGGAAAAGGUUGCUGACACUAUCCAGAUUGAGGAUUUAGCAGAGAAGGCUGCUUACCAUGCUUUCUGUCGUUGCUGGAAGUCGAAGAAGGUAAAACUGGCGUUUUACUAGAAGUUACAUAACAAU
This is a messenger RNA of Orbicella faveolata, 398 nucleotides long. Its product is annotated as CDGSH iron-sulfur domain-containing protein 2A-like. Lineage: Eukaryota; Metazoa; Cnidaria; Anthozoa; Scleractinia; Merulinidae. The record is from RefSeq and is a predicted model, not a curated record. Gene Ontology annotation, biological process: regulation of autophagy. Gene Ontology annotation, molecular function: 2 iron, 2 sulfur cluster binding. Gene Ontology annotation, cellular component: intracellular membrane-bounded organelle; mitochondrial outer membrane.